Messenger RNA from Salvelinus sp. IW2-2015, 11689 nucleotides. The record is from RefSeq and is a predicted model, not a curated record. Lineage: Eukaryota; Metazoa; Chordata; Actinopteri; Salmoniformes; Salmonidae.
UUUCUCUUCUUCUCACAAGGCUAUAGUUCAAUAUCCCAUUCUGGUGCACAUAUCCCAUUUCAAAUUUCGACUCGGGGCUCCUCGACUUCAAGGCACUGCAACAAUUCCCCCCACCCUGGAGUGCAUACCGGUACUGGGACAGGUCCACACAAACGUGUGAGUGUAACUCGUCAACGAAGAGGAAGCGACAUCAUCCAGUAGUCUUCAGCAGCAGGGCUACGCAGAAACACACAGAGCAGCUAAUGGGAGCAGGGAAGCUGGCCCGGUUGCUGCUGGGAUGGGCGGCCGUUUGCUGGGCCGCGGUCCACACAGCGUAUGGCCAGGCAGGAGCGGGAGACGGAGGGUACCAAGCCAGCCGCUUCACGGGGAAGGUGGACGAGAGGGAGGUGCAGAGGGUUCGCCGGAGAGGCCAGGAGACACUCAGAGGGCCCAAUGUGUGUGGCUCUCGCUUCCACUCCUACUGUUGCCCUGGCUGGAAGACUCUGCCUGGAGGGAACCAGUGUAUUGUCCCGAUCUGCCGUAACUCGUGCGGUGAUGGCUUCUGUUCCAGACCCAACAUGUGCACCUGCGGCAGUGGCCAGCUCUCCCCCAGUUGUGGGGCCGGAGCCGGAGCCGGAAUGCAGAGCUGUAACGUCAGGUGUAUGAACGGAGGCAGCUGCCAAGAGGACUCCUGCUCCUGUCAGAAAGGCUACACCGGCAACCACUGUGGACAGCCUGUGUGUGAGAAUGGUUGCCAGAACGGAGGGCGCUGCAUUGGGCCCAACAGAUGUGCCUGUGUCUACGGCUUCACUGGCCCGCAGUGCGAGAGAGACUACCGGACCGGGCCCUGCUUCACGCAGGUCAACAACCAGAUGUGCCAGGGCCAGCUGAGUGGCAUCGUGUGCACCAAGACAUUGUGCUGUGCCACCAUCGGACGGGCAUGGGGACACCCCUGUGAGAUGUGCCCCGCCCAGCCUCACCCCUGUCGCCGAGGCUUCAUCCCCAACAUCCGCAGUGGCGCGUGCCAGGAUGUGGAUGAGUGUCAGGCCAUCCCGGGGCUGUGUGCAGGAGGUAAUUGCAUCAACACAGUGGGCUCCUAUGAGUGUAAAUGUCCUGCGGGCCACCGCCAGAGUGACACCAGCCACAAGUGUGAAGAUAUUGACGAGUGCAGCACUAACCCAGGUGUUUGUGACGGAGGUGAAUGCACUAACACAGCCGGCAGCUACGUCUGCACCUGUCCCCGUGGUUACAUCACCAGCACUGACGGUGCCAGAUGUGUAGACCAGCGUGUGGGCACGUGUUUCUCAGCGUUAGCGAGUGGGCGCUGCGCAGGUGACCUGCAGGGCCAGUAUACCAAGAUGCAGUGCUGCUGUGACACGGGCCGCUGCUGGGCUUCUGGACAGAUCCCUGAGAUGUGCCCUGUCAGAGGGUCCGAUGAGUACAGAAGGCUGUGCAUCGAUGGGGUUCCCCAUGGCACAGGUAACGGAGGUUUCCCCCACGGAGUCUUCCCCAAUGGUGGUGGCAGCAACGGGAACGGUUACAGCUACGGCUACAAGCUCAACCCAAACGGACCUAAUGGCAAUGGUCACCAUGGCAACGGAGGAGGAAUUGGAGGAGGGGGACAGGGAGGAGGAGGAGGAGGAGGAAAUGGUUUCGGAGGAAACGGUGGGGGGCGUAAUAUCGUAUCACUCAAUGAGACCGUUGAUGUGUGUAAACAUUUCACCAACCUGUGUUUGAACGGACGCUGUAUCCCCACCCCGACCAGCUACCGCUGUGAAUGUAACAUGGGCUACAGACAGGACGUACGAGGGGAGUGUAUCGAUGUGGAUGAGUGCGUCAGCAACCCCUGUGUCAAUGGAGACUGUGUCAACACACCUGGGUCGUACCACUGCAAGUGUCACGAAGGCUACCAGGGCACCCCCACCAAACAGGCCUGCAUUGAUAUUGACGAGUGCAUCGUGAACGGAGUGAUGUGUCGUAACGGACGUUGUGUCAACACUGGCGGAAGCUUCCAGUGCAUCUGCAACGCUGGCUUUGAACUCACUCCUGAUGGAAAGAACUGCAUAGAUCAUGAUGAGUGUGCCACCACCAACAUGUGUCUCAAUGGAAUGUGUAUCAAUGAGGAUGGUAGCUUCAAGUGUAUCUGUAAACCUGGCUUUGCCCUGGCACCUAACGGACGCUACUGCACAGACAUUGAUGAGUGCCAGACCCCAGGCAUCUGUAUGAACGGACGUUGUAUCAACUCUGAGGGCUCCUUCCGCUGUGAGUGCCCACCGGGCCUGGCCAUCGACGUGGACGGGAGAGUGUGUGUGGACACACACAUGCGCACCACCUGCUACGGCGCCAUCAAGAUGGGCACGUGCUCGCGGCCCUUCCCUGGCGCCGUCACCAAGUCUGAGUGCUGCUGUGCCAGUCCUGAACACGGCUUCGGAGAGCCCUGCCUGCCCUGCCCUGCCCGCAACUCAGCUGAGUUCCAGGCCGUGUGCAGCAGUGGGAUUGGCAUCACCGCUGACGGCAGAGACAUCAACGAGUGUGCCUUGGACCCUGARAUUUGUCAGAACGGCAUGUGUGAGAACCUGAGAGGGAGCUACCGCUGCWUCUGUAACAUCGGUUACGAGUCCGACUCCAGCGGAAAGAACUGCGUGGACAUCAACGAGUGUCUUGUGAACCGUCUGCUGUGUGACAACGGCCUGUGUAGAAACACCCCUGGCAGCUACACCUGCUCCUGUCCCAAAGGCUUCGUCUUCAAACCAGACUCUGAGACCUGCGAAGAUAUCAACGAGUGUGACUCCAGCCCGUGUGUCAAUGGAAUCUGCCGGAACAUCGCCGGGUCCUUCAACUGCGAGUGUUCCCACGGCAGCAAGCUGGACUCCACCAACACCAUCUGCGUGGACAGCAUGAAGGGAACGUGCUGGCUGAACAUCCAAGAUGGCCGCUGUGAGGUCAACAUCAACGGCGCCACGCUCAAGUCUGAGUGCUGCUCUACGCUGGGAGCCGCCUGGGGCAGUCCUUGUGAACGCUGCGAGAUCGACACUGCCUGUUCCAGAGGGUUCGCUCGUAUGAAGGGAGUCAACUGUGAAGACAUCAAUGAGUGUGAGGUGUUCCCGGGGGUGUGUACCAACGGGCGCUGUGUCAACACCCAGGGCUCCUUCAUCUGUGAGUGUGCUGAGGGUCUCACCCUGGACGGGAGUGGACGCACCUGCGUGGAUGUGCGCAGCGAGCAGUGCUACAUGAAGUGGCAUGAGGAUGAGUGUGGCGAGCCGCUGCCCGGGCGCUACCGCGUGGACAUGUGCUGCUGCUCGGUGGGCGCGGCCUGGGGCAUCGACUGUGAGGAGUGUCCCAAGGCGGGAACCCCGGAGUACAAGUCCAUCUGCCCCCGAGGACCAGGCUUCGCCAACCGAGGAGACAUCCUGACUGGCAGACCCUUUUACAAAGAUGUGAAUGAGUGUAAGGUGUUCAGCGGCCUGUGUUCUCACGGAACGUGUCGCAACACCAUCGGCAGCUUCAAAUGUCGCUGCAGCAGCGGCUUCGCCCUCAACAUGGAGGAGAGGAACUGCACCGAUAUUGACGAAUGUCGUAUCUCUCCGGACCUGUGUGGCCACGGCACCUGUGUGAACACCCCCGGCAGCUUCGAGUGUGAAUGCUUCGAGGGCUAUGAGAGCGGCUUCAUGAUGAUGAAGAACUGCAUGGAUAUUGAUGAGUGUGAGAGGAACACACUGCUGUGUCAAGGAGGCGCCUGUCUGAACACAGAGGGGAGUUACGAGUGUGAAUGUCCCCCCGGACACCAGCUGAGCCCCGACGGUUCCUCCUGCGAAGAUGUGAACGAGUGCCAGCUGAGUAACAACCUGUGUAAGAACGGCCACUGRGUCAACAUGGUGGGGAACUACCAGUGCUCCUGUGACACGGGCUACCAGGUUACACCAGACAGACAGGGCUGUGUGGAUAUUGAUGAGUGUACCAUCAUGAACGGCGGCUGUGACACACACUGUACCAACUCAGAGGGCAGCUACGAGUGCAGCUGUAGUGAGGGCUACGCUCUCAUGCCCGACCUCAGAACCUGCGCUGACAUCGAUGAGUGCGAGGACAGCCCUGAUAUCUGUGACGGGGGCCAGUGUACCAACGUCCCCGGAGAGUACCGCUGUCUCUGCUACGACGGAUUCAUGGCCUCCAUGGAUAUGAGGACCUGCAUUGAUGUGAACGAGUGUGAGCUGAACCCUAACAUCUGCUUCAUGGGACUGUGAGAACACCAAGGGAUCCUUUCAUCCUGUCACUGUCAGCUGGGAUACUUUGUCAAGAAGGGCUCCACCGGCUGCACAGCCAGCAGUACAGACAGAAUGAGAGAGGCACUCACAUUUAUGUCUCUACAUUUUCUCAACGCAGACUGUGUCAACACCCCCGGCUCCUACCGCUGUGCCUGCAAGGAGGGCUUCAACGGGGACGGCUUCUCCUGUUCUGAUAUGGAUGAGUGUGCUGACAACGUGAACCUGUGUGAGAACGGCCAGUGUUUGAACGCUCCGGGCGGCUACCGCUGCGAGUGUGAGAUGGGCUUCACCCCUACUGAGGACAGCAAGGCCUGCCAGGAUAUCGACGAAUGUAACUUCCAGAACAUCUGUGUGUUUGGAACGUGUCAGAACCUCCCGGGGAUGUUCCGGUGUGUGUGUGACGACGGCUACGAGCUGGACCGCAGCGGAGGAAACUGCACUGACAUUAACGAGUGUGCGGACCCUGUGAACUGCAUCAACGGCUUGUGUGUGAACACACCAGGAAGCUACCUGUGUAACUGCCCUCCGGACUUCGAGCUCAAUCCAACUGGAGUGGGCUGUGUGGACACACGAGUGGGCAACUGUUUCCUGGACACGUUGGCGCGUGGCGACGGUGGCAUCUCCUGCAGCGCUGAGAUCGGCGUGGGCGUCACCCGCGCCUCCUGCUGCUGCUCCCUGGGAGGAGCCUGGGGAAACCCCUGUGAGCUCUGCCCACCCAUCAACUCCACGGAGUACAAGACACUGUGUCCCGGAGGAGAGGGCUUCAGACCUAACCCCAUCACUGUCAUCCUGGAAGACAUUGAUGAGUGCCAGGAGCUGCCAGGCCUGUGCCAGGGUGGCAACUGUGUCAACACCUUCGGUAGCUUCCAGUGCGAGUGCCCCGCAGGCUACUACCUCAACGAGGAGACACGCAUCUGCGAGGAUAUUGAUGAGUGCACAGCACACAUUGGAAUCUGUGGUCCUGGUACCUGCUACAACACCUUGGGGAACUACACCUGCGUGUGUCCUCCUGAGUACAUGCAGGUCAACGGAGGAAACAACUGCAUGGACAUGAGGAAGAGCGUGUGUUACCGCAACUUCAACGACACGUGUGAGAACGAGCUGUCGUUCAACAUGACCAAGAAGAUGUGCUGCUGUGCCUACAACGUGGGCAAAGCCUGGAACAAGCCCUGUGAAGCCUGCCCUACCCCUGUCACCUCGGAGUACCAGUUACUGUGUGGGAACCAGGCUCCUGGGUUUAUCAUAGACAUCCACACGGGCAAGCCCAUCGAUAUUGAUGAGUGUCGAGAGAUCCCGGGGAUAUGUGCAAACGGAGUGUGUAUCAACCAGAUAGGAAGCUUCCGCUGUGAAUGUCCAAUGGGGCCUUCAAGCUACUAACAAUAUACUGCUAUCUGUGAAGAUAUUGACGAGUGUAAACAGCGAGACAACCUGUGCCAACGAAACGCCAACUGUAUCAACAUCCCAGGGAGCUACCGCUGCGAGUGCUCACCAGGCUUCAAGCUCCCAAGUGGGGCCUGCGUGGACCGCAACGAGUGCCAGGAGAUCCCUAACGUGUGUAGCCACGGAGAGUGUAURGAUACCCAGGGCAGCUACCGCUGUCUCUGCCACAACGGCUUCAAGGCCACCGCCGACCAGACAAUGUGCAUGGAUAUUGAUGAGUGUGACAGGCAGCCGUGUGGGAACGGAACCUGUAAGAACACGGUGGGCUCCUACAACUGUCUCUGCUUCCCUGGAUUCGAGCUCACGCACAACAAUGACUGCAUGGACAUUGAUGAGUGCAGUGCGUUGGUGGGUCAGGUGUGUAGAAACGGCCAGUGUAUCAACAGCCUGGGAUCCUUCCAGUGUCUCUGUCAGGAUGGCUACGAACUCACCCCCGACGGAAAAAACUGUGUCGAUAUCAAUGAGUGUGUGAGUCUUCCUGGUACCUGCUCUCCUGGAACCUGUCAGAACCUGGACGGGUCGUUCCGCUGUAUCUGCCCAUCUGGAUACGAGGUCCAGAACGACCAGUGUAUAGAUAUCAACGAGUGUGAGGUGGAGCCCAAUAUCUGCCAGUUUGGCACGUGCACCAACACCCCAGGAAGCUUCCAGUGUAUCUGCCAGAAGGGCUUCGUCCUGUCGGACAAUGGGCGCCGCUGUUUGGAUACCAGAGAGAGCUUCUGUUUCACACGCUUCGAGUCAGGCAAGUGUUCUGUGCCCAAGGCCUUCAACACCACCAAGGCCAAGUGCUGCUGCAGCAAGAUGCCAGGCGAGGGCUGGGGAGACCCCUGCGAGCUGUGCCCACGCGAGAGCGAGGCGUCCUUUAAAAGCCUGUGUCCCUACGGCCAUGGAUCCCUGCCUGGACUUGGGGACGCCCGUGAGGACAUGAACGAGUGUCUGGACAACCCAGCGUCUUGUGUGAACGGUGUCUGUAUCAACACGGACGGAUCGUUCCGUUGCGAGUGUCCUUUGGGCUACAACUUGGAUACUCAGCGGGGUCAAUGUGCUUUGUGAGGCUGUACCUCUAUUUUGCGCUCUCAUUCUUGCUCUCUCCCUCCAUCUCUCUCUCCAGAUAUCAACGAGUGUUCUCUUAACCCCCUGCUGUGUGCCUUCCGUUGUGUAAACACCUUUGGUUCCUACGAGUGCAUGUGUCCCUCGGGCUAUGUGCUGCGAGACGACCACCGCAUGUGCAGAGACCAGGAUGAGUGUUCAGAGGGGCUGGAUGACUGUGAGUCCAAGGGCAUGUCCUGUAAGAACCUGAUUGGCACCUUUAUGUGUAUCUGCCCCCUUGGCAUGCAGCGCAGACCUGACGGAGAGGGCUGCAUGGACCUGAAUGAGUGUCGCGCGAAGCCUGGCAUCUGUAAGAACGGGCGCUGUGAGAACACAGUGGGCAGCUACCGCUGUGUAUGCAACGAGGGCUUCCAGCCCAGCUCCACUGGAACGGACUGUAUCGAUAACCGACAGGGCUUCUGUUUCACRGAGGUGCUCCAGACUAUGUGUCAGCGGGGCUCCACCAACAGGAACAGUGUCACCAAAUCUGAGUGCUGCUGCAAUCUUGGGCGCGGCUGGGGACCCCAGUGUGAGCUCUGCCCACUGCCUGGCACCGUGCAGUACAAGAGGAUGUGCCCACUGGGACCCGGGUACACCACCGACGGCAGAGACAUCAAUGAGUGCACGGUGAUGCCAGACCUGUGUAAGAARGGCCAGUGCAUCAACACCAUCGGAUCGUUCCGCUGCCACUGCAACGUGGGUUAUACCACCGACUUCACCGGCACCUCCUGCAUUGAUAUGGAUGAGUGUUCCGCYUCUCCCAAGCCCUGUAACUUCCUGUGUAAGAACACAGAGGGCAGCUACCUGUGCUCCUGCCCCAGAGGAUACACCAUGCAGCCUGACGGAAAGACCUGCAAAGAUCUGGAUGAGUGUUCCACCAAGCAGCACAACUGUCAGUUCCUGUGUGUCAACACCAUCGGAGGUUUCACCUGCAAGUGUCCUGCAGGCUUCACCCAGCACCAGACCGCCUGCAUCGACAACAAUGAGUGUAAUGGGCAGAACAGUGUGUGUGGCUCCAGAGCCUCCUGUGUCAACACUCCCGGCAGCUUCAACUGUGACUGUGGGAAAGGCUUCUCUCUGGACACCACUGGCCUGGAGUGUGAAGAUGUGGAUGAGUGUGGCAGUAACCAUCGCUGUCAGCACGGCUGUCAGAACAUGAUGGGAGGCUUCCGCUGUGGCUGUCCUCAGGGCUAUGUGCAACACUACCAGUGGAACCAGUGUGUGGAUGAGAAUGAGUGUUCGGGUGCGUCUGUGUGUGGCUCGGCCUCCUGCUACAACACCCUGGGCAGCUUUAAGUGUUUGUGUCCGUCCGGCUUUGACUUUGAACAGGGAGGGGGCGGCUGCCAGGAUGUCAAUGAGUGUUCCAUGGGCAGUAACCCCUGCAGCUUCGGCUGCUCCAACACAGACGGAGGAUACCUGUGUGGAUGCCCUGGAGGGUACUACAGGGCUGGACAGGGUCAUUGUAUAACGGGCCAGGGCUUCCAGGACCAGUAUAGUUCAGAGGGAGACGAUGAGGACAGUCUGUCUCCAGAGGCCUGCUACGAAUGUAAGAUCAAUGGAGACGUCGGCAAGAAGGGCCGACACAGACGUCACGCUGCUGGGGACAACGACCUCAAGGAGGUGAGCAUGGCCAGCGUGGACACCCAGGAGUCCAUCCCCAUGAACCUGAGCCUGGCCUCGCUGCACAACAAGGAGCCCCUGCUGGAGCUGCUGCCGGCCCUGGAGCCCCUGGAGCACCAUGUGCGCUACGUCAUCACCCACGGCAACCAGGGCGAGCACUUUCGCCUGCUGGAGCGCCGSGACGGGAAGAGCGUGCUGAGGUUGGGCAGGAAGUCGCCUCCCCCUGGCUCCUACCGCCUGGAGAUCGCCAGCCUGCCCCUGUUCGGGCCGCGGCGCCUCCGACAGCUGGAGGAGGAACAUGACAGCGACUACCUGCUGGGAGAGAUAGGAGACGCCCUACGCAUCAAGCUGCACAUCCACCUGCACUGAGCUGCAAGCACUCCAACCCUCCCUAGGCUCCCUACUUUCUUCCCUUUCAGCCCCUGGACUGACUUUAUAAUGACCCCUCUGACCCUUGACCUUAACCCCAGGACCAUCCCCAACCAAUCGGGGUAGGGGGCUUUGAAAGACUGAGUCAACCAGCCCAACCACCACUUUUUAAUUGUCAAGGUUCUUUUCUUUUUUUACCCCCCCGACCCACCCCUCCUAUUCCACUUGGAGAAGGAGUGGAGGAGAUUACAGAAAGGUAUGCAGUGUUUGGACCACAAACCCCUGCCAUUUUAGAUUUUACACACAAAAUGGCUGACGAGAAUCCAUGAAGCACUUGGAUAAGUGGAAAUGGAAGGAGAUGCACAAAAAAGCUGAAAAUGUUUGAAAUGGUAAAGAAAGUGUUAUAAAGUAGAAGGAAGAAGUAUUUUACUGUUGAGUUGAGGUCGUGUAGGACAAUCUUCUUAUGGUGAAGUGGAAAUGUAAGAACCACUGAUUUGCUAGGAGACAAAUAGGGGUGUGUGUUGGUGAAUGGUGGUCCAAGCAGUCCCUCGCCUGUCUGUAAUCUCUGUGAAAUCACAACACUGGGGAUAGAGGUCAUGCUUCGCCCUACUCAGUAUUCUGUGUCAUUUAAUGUAUUGUACUGUCAAAAAACUUCACACGAAGGACUGCAACAUUUACACAUGUCAGGUUUAACAGUAAUGGAGAGUUGGUCAUCAUGCAUAGUAUACAACUCUAGGAGUAAAUCACCAUCGGUAAGCAGGGACCUUCUGGUGUGAUGGCAUGUGCUGCCGGCCCGCGUUCUGUUACCUCAAUGCGUCUCACUCAUGUCCUCCACUCACCAUACAACGCUGUUGUAAUGCUGCCUGCGGCCAGGAGAGGGCCACACUGUCCCUCAGCAUGAACCAUGUCCAGUGUCUCAGAGACAGAAGAGGAGGUAGAGGCCGCCCCUAAUCACUGAUCCAGGAUCAGAUAUUGUUUUAUCUCCCUAAUGGUUAUGGUGGGAAUCGCGGGUAGGGUACUCUGAUCCUAGCUCAGUGGUUAGGGGUGAUUACUACCUCAAGUCCUCUCUCCAAAAGACUGCCAGGACAUUGUACUAGUGGUGCUGCAGUUUUAUAUCAUGCACUGAAACUGCUCUUUGAAUUUAAUCAGGGAGAUUUGCUUCGAAACGCAGCAAACAGGUCCUGAGGGAUUCGGCUUUAGUCAGAACUUUAUUUUGAAGCUUUUCUGAGAGCUGGCAUUCUGACUGGUAGUGGGAACUUAUUGGAUGGCUGAACCAACUGCAGCCCAUAGAGAAACAUAGCUGGAGACUAAACAUACUGUAACAACCUCAAUGGUACAUAACAACGUUACCACAACAGACAGGUAACGUUUGGGAUUUUUACAGAACACACAUAAAUGCGGGCACAAACACACAGGUGAACACCAAAACUCACUGAAAACAAGCAUCCAUCAGCUCACAAUUCUUUUUUUCUCAGAGAAAAAGGUGCUAAAUAAUUCCGUCUCUUACAUGAUGUACAAAAAAAUAGCAAAAACUGUCAUUCUUACUAGGUUUUAUGUUUCAUGUUUGUAUGUCUUUUGUAAUGUCUUAAUGCUGAAAACCAAUAUUAUCGAACUUGCUUCUUGAAAAUGUAAUUGUAUAUUUUUAAGUGAAAUGUAGAUGUUUUUUGUGUUGUUUUUAAAAGCGUCAAGGCUGCCCAAGAUUGAAUGCCUUAAAGUGCUGGUGGCUUUGUUUGCACAGAAAAGAAAAGAUCAAAUCAAAUCCUAGAGUGGCAUCCAUUUUGUGAUCAUGCAGUAGAUUAGAACACUGUACCUAUCAUUGUCCUUCUCAGCUCAUACUGUAGUCUCUGAGCUCAUAAUGCUGUCGGUUAGUGGGUGCGGAUUGCCAGUAGCCUGAUCCCAGAUCAGUUUGUGCAACAACCAUAGCACAAACAGAUCUGGGACCUGGUUGGAUUGAGUGUCAGAGACCAAAACACACUGCUAUAGUAGCAUUCCCACUCUACAGUUUGUCUCUAUCGUGAUGUUGACACUGUAACAAGCCUAUAGGAUCAAUGCAAACUCAACAUGGCCAUCUAUCGCUCACUCUGGCAGUGAGUGUCCCUAGCCCUGUUUAUACCUGCCGCUAACAUACAUCCUUAGUCCCGAUCUCGUCCCGAUCCUGUCCUGAUCUUGUCCCGAUCUUGUCCGUUUACACUUAUAAGAUCUGAUUAAAAUCAGUUCACAAUGAGUCUUUUGAAUCACCUGUCUAAAAUGUGGGCCCAAUCAGAAUGAGGACAAGAUCAGAACAAAGGACGCAUGUUAGAACCAGGUAUAAACGUGGCUUCUGUCUAGUAACCUAUCUCUGAUGCUCAACUAUGAUUUUGCUCUCUGAACAUCCAAGGUUACUGCACUGUUCCCACAGCCUGGGCUAUAUUUAUGCAUAACCAUUUUUCGAACAUGGGAACAUUGUAUACUUUAUCUUUUUUUUUUGUCUGUCCAUUAUUUUAUUUGCCAAUACAUGUUAAGAAAAUAAUGUGCGUGUGCGUACUGUAUCUCAGCUUCAGUGUCAAACUUGAACUUCACUGGUAUCGCUCAAUCGGUCAGUUCUGAUUUGAAUUUGAGGGAAAAAAGAACUUGAAUGUCAUUUCUUUAGAGGUGCUCAGGAGGGUGUAGAGAACACAGACAGACUCAACACCUGGAGCUCUCUCUGAAACCAGCUGAUGGUUUCCAUGACAAUCAUUGAGCCAUACCAUACCUCUAACUGGGGCAAAACUGAACAUCCCUGACAAACUAGUGUUUUCUCAUUUUCCAAACUCUUAUUUUAUGCUGGAACGAAUCUAACAUUAAUUGGGUGUACACAUGUGCGAUCUGUCAAAUCUGAGUGAUUCUCAUCAUUUUGUAAACUUUUGUCAGUGACAUUUAAUGGCAAUAAAAGUAUUGUGGGUUAUAUUUUUAAA